AUGUACAACACAUGUUACCUGACAGCAAUUAAAGAGGAGAAUGAAGUACUGAAUGAAAUGGAAGAGAAAGAUCAGUAUGAGAACCAUCAUGGUUUCAUAACUGAAGAGAAAUCUCUGAAUUGCUCACAGACGAAAAAGACUUCCUUACGAAAAAGAGCUGAAAAAGAGAUAGGAACUAGAAGUUGUUUAACCUGCUUUCAGUGCGGAAAGGGUUUCAGUCAACAUGGAAACCUUAAAGCCCACAUGAGAAUUCACACUGGAGAGAAGCCUUACACAUGCCAACAGUGUGGAAAGAGUUUUUAUCAACAAGGAAACCUCAAGGUCCACAUGAGAAUUCACACUGGAGAGAAGCCUUACUCAUGCCCUCAGUGUGGACAGAGUUUUUAUCAACAUGGAAACCUGAAAGUCCACAUGAAAAUUCACACAGGAGAAAGCACUUUUACCUGUCAUCAGUGCGGGAAAAGUUUCAACCGAAAAGGAAACCUUGAUUACCACAUGAGAGUACACUCUGGAGAAAGCCCUUUCACCUGCCAGCAGUGUGGAGUAAGUUUCACUCAGAAAGGAAGCCUUAACAGGCACAUGAGGAUUCACACUGGAGAGAAACCUUACAUAUGUCCUCAGUGUGGAAGGAGUUUCAUUCAGCAUGGAAACCUUAAAGUCCACAUGAGAAUUCACACUGGAGAGAGCCCUUUCAAAUGUAAACAGUGUGGGAAAAGUUUCAACCGGAAAGGAAACCUUAAUUAUCACAUGAGAAUUCACACUGGAGAAAAUCCGUUCACCUGCCAACAGUGUGGAAAGGGCUUCACUCAAAAAGAGAUCCUUAACAGGCACACGAGAAUUCACACCGGAGAGAAAGAGUUUCAAUCAACAUAGAAACCUUAAAGUUCAGAUGAGAAGUCAUACUGGAGAGACCUUUUUUCCUGCCAACAGUGUGGAAGUUUCGGCAGAUUACACUGAAAAUGAGUAUGUAUCUGGCUCAUGAGAAUUCAGAGCAGAGAGAAGCCAUUUAUAUGUGAUCAUUGUGGAAAGAG
Messenger RNA from Sinocyclocheilus anshuiensis, 1031 nucleotides. Its product is annotated as gastrula zinc finger protein XlCGF8.2DB-like. The transcript has 3 exons. NCBI's taxonomy places the organism in Eukaryota, Metazoa, Chordata, Actinopteri, Cypriniformes, Cyprinidae. The record is from RefSeq and is a predicted model, not a curated record. Bases 1 to 873 code for a protein of 290 amino acids. Gene Ontology annotation, biological process: regulation of transcription by RNA polymerase II. Gene Ontology annotation, molecular function: DNA-binding transcription factor activity, RNA polymerase II-specific. Gene Ontology annotation, cellular component: nucleus.